Molecule: messenger RNA, 579 nt
Organism: Iphiclides podalirius (scarce swallowtail)
Lineage: Eukaryota; Metazoa; Arthropoda; Insecta; Lepidoptera; Papilionidae
Source: the annotation of a GenBank genome assembly
AUGCCGCUCCGAAGUCAACCUUCAACUCACAGCCCGUGUAAUUGCAUGACCCGCGGCGAUCCUUCUUCGCUAUCCUCUCGCUGGCGGUCGCGGCAUCCGCCCUGCCGGUGGUGCCAGUCGCACAAGGUCGCUUACGCAGAGCCCGAAGCGCCCGCCCACUACGACUUCAGCUACUCCGUCCACGACACCCAGAGCGGCGACAUAAAACAGCAAAGCGAGCAACGCGCCGGCGACUCACUGCAGGGAUCUUACUCGCUGGUCCAGCCCGAUGGCGUUCACCGCAUCGUAGACUACACCGCUGACGAGGUGCACGGAUUCAACGCUGUAGUGCGCUACGAGGGCCACCCCAUCGAGGCCGCCGCGAAGGUCGCCUACGCUCACGCCCCUGUCGCCUACGCGUCCGCCCCGGUCUCCUACGCCGCGCCCGUAGCCAAGCUCGCCUACGCCGCCCCAGUAGCAAAGGUCGCCUACGCCGCCCCCGUAGCUAAGCUUUCUUACGCCGCCCCCGUCGCGAAAGUCGCGUACUCCGCUCCCCUCUCCCAGGUCACCUUCUCUUCUCCCGCCAUCUCCUACCACCAC